AUGUUGAGCCCUACCUUUGUUCCUUGGGAUGUUGGAUAUCCCCUCUACACCUAUGGAUCCAUCUGUAUUAUUGCAUUAAUCAUCUGGCAAAUGAAAAAGAGCCGCCAAAAAUUAAGGCUGGAACCUAACAGGAGCUGUUACCGGUGUCACCGCAGAAUCAAACAAAGGUCUAGAGAGAGAACAUCAAGAGCUAGGAGAACUUCCCAGAAAGAAGCCGAGAAGCUGCAGGAGCUGCUCUCUGUCAUGAAAAGCCAAGGCUGGCUUCCUCAGGUGGAAGGUGUGCGGCGGCUCCUGUGUACAGAUCCCUGCUGUCAAAUCUGCAAUGAUGUGGCUCUGGAGAUUCAGCAGUUGCUGGAGGGUGAGAACAACCAGAACUCACCUACUUUAUUGGGGCAAACUCAGGGCUCUUCUCACCUAGAUACUUUGUCCAUGUCUGGUGAGUCCUUUGAGCCGAGUCUGGAGCUGGGUUCCCAGAGCUCCAGAGCAGUUUCGCCGGCAUUUAUAACCCCAAUACCGACACAAUUAAUGGAUCAGAAACCUUUAACCCAGUCAGCAGACCAGUCAACCGGUGCAGUCAAUGUCCAAGAUUGCUGGACUGAUUACCUUCAGCAAGGGCAGAAAUUUCAAGUUUCAGAUGUGUCUGAGGUCAUGGGAUUGCUGCCUCCUUCAAGCUUAAAGGAGCCCGGGAUUUCUCCGAACCAGCAGGAGACGAGGAAGAAAAAGUCCCAAUUUGUCCUGGAGAACCAAGAAGCUUCAGAAGUUGGCUUGGGAAAUAAGAUGAAGAUCUUUCUGCACUGGAUUAACCCCGAAAUGAAAGGUCAAAGACCUGAGGAAUCCAUUCUCCUCCCUAAGGCUGAGACAUUGGCCAAAGCCAAGACAAAAAACGUUGAGAAGAGUCUAUCCCUCCCCAAAGACCCUGUGGGGGGUGCUAACUCGGAGAAGACGACAGAGGACCCUGAGGCCCAGCUUCCCCCUCCUGAUGAGGAAGGCCUGACCUUCUGUGAUGCCCCCCAAUAUUGA
This is a messenger RNA of Carlito syrichta (Philippine tarsier), 1020 nucleotides long. It is a transcript of the gene SPATA31F3, whose product is annotated as family with sequence similarity 205 member C. The transcript has 5 exons. NCBI's taxonomy places the organism in Eukaryota, Metazoa, Chordata, Mammalia, Primates, Tarsiidae. The record is from RefSeq and is a predicted model, not a curated record. Bases 1 to 1020 code for a protein of 339 amino acids.